Linum trigynum is the source of this 576-nucleotide messenger RNA. NCBI's taxonomy places the organism in Eukaryota, Viridiplantae, Streptophyta, Magnoliopsida, Malpighiales, Linaceae. The record is from the annotation of a GenBank genome assembly.
AUGGAGGAUAUCAGCUGGAUCAUAGUCGCCAUCAUCACCUCCCUUGUAUCUUCCCUAGCUCUCCUGGUCUGCAAAAACCACCUCUUCCCAUCUCACAACAAGCUCCCACCAGGACCCUUCUCCAUCCCAAUUAUCGGCACCUUGCUCUGGAUGCUGAGGAGCAAAGGAUUCUCCGACCUCGAACCAGCACUCAAGAAGCUCCGCGCCAAGUACCACUCCAUCGUCACAAUCCGCAUCUUCUCACGUCCGGCCAUCUUCAUCUUCUCCCACUCCCUAGCCCAUCAAGCCCUCAUCCAGGAUGGCGCGGUUUUCGCCGACAGACCACCUGCUCCACCUCUCACCAUAAUCACCUCUUCCAACCAGCACAACAUCAGCGCUGCCUCCUACGGCCUCACAUGGCGCCUUCUCCACCGCAACAUCACUGCUCAAGUCCACCACCCUUCCCGCGUCAGGUCCUUCUCCCGCGCCCGCUCAUGGGUCCUCCACAUCCUCCUCCGCCGCCUCCGGGACCACCAGAGCAGCCUGAGACUGAAGGAUCAUCUCCACCGGCCUGCUGGUGCUCAUGAGCUUCGGUGA